Messenger RNA from Ananas comosus (pineapple), 1049 nucleotides. Its product is annotated as F-box protein FBW2-like. Bases 1 to 774 code for a protein of 257 amino acids. Gene Ontology annotation, molecular function: protein binding. The record is from RefSeq and is a predicted model, not a curated record. Lineage: Eukaryota; Viridiplantae; Streptophyta; Magnoliopsida; Poales; Bromeliaceae. The transcript has 2 exons.
AUGAGUCCGGAGAUACUGGCGCUGAUAUUCGUGCGGAUGGCGGCGGACGAGAUGGUGCGGACGGUGCCGUUCGUGUGCCGGGCGUGGCGGGAGGCGGUGGUGGGGCCCUACUGCUGGGGGGAGAUCGACGUCGAGGCCUGGUGCCGCCGCGUCAACCGCUCCGACCUCAUCGACGCCGCCGUCCGCCGCCUCGUCCGCCGCUCCCGCGGCUUCCUCCGCCGCCUCUCCGCCUACCGCCUCGGCAACUCCGGCUUCUCCUUCGUCGCCGCCUUUACUGCGGGUUUUCUUCGGGUCCUCCAGAUUCCACUAAGCGAGGUAACCGAUCAGACGGUGGAGAAACAUGUGAAAUCCCUUUCGGGGCUCACAGUGCUCGACAUCAGCAACUGCAUGAAUAUCACCCCUAAGGGCAUCGCGACGAUAGGGAGGCACUGCAAGUCUUUAGUUCAGCUGAAGAGAAACAUGCCGCCGUGGGAGCCAAGCCAGAGCAAGAUUGACGAGGACGAGGCCUUGGCCGUGGCCGACACGAUGCCAAAACUCGAGCACCUCGAGCUCGCCUACGGGCGGUUCAGCGACCAUGGGCUUGAAGCCAUCCUGACUAAGUGCACCGCGCUUUGCAACCUCGACAUACUGGGGUGUUUGAAUGUUACAUUGAAGUACAACAUCGAGGCGAAAUGUUUGUCUCUUCCGUUUUUCAGAGAUCCUUGGGAGGAUGAUGAUCUUGAGUACUCGAGCAGCAGCGGCGACGAUGCCUACUAUGAUGAUAGUUCGUCUUAGAAAUGUUCUAACUAUGACACCUUUUUUGUCGUCUCUUUUUGUCAAGUUUUGGUAUAAGAUUAUCUAGUAAUAGGAAUUAGUGUAGUUAGAUUUUUGCCUAUACGGAGUCUAUGAUACAUACAUGGGGCUAAACAGACACAUAGAGGGACUUUUGCUUUGAUGUGAAUGCUUUUAUAUAUGCAAGACACUUCUUUUUCUUUUUUGAGAAGUAUACGUCCGGAACUGUAAGUUGCUCAUACAUUUAACUACAUCAUAUAGAUCUAUACUUUGCGUAA